Solea senegalensis (Senegalese sole) is the source of this 2614-nucleotide messenger RNA. Its product is annotated as tripartite motif-containing protein 16-like. The transcript is spliced from 6 exons. The coding region runs from base 9 to 1721 and encodes 570 amino acids. Gene Ontology annotation, molecular function: zinc ion binding; protein binding. Lineage: Eukaryota; Metazoa; Chordata; Actinopteri; Pleuronectiformes; Soleidae. The record is from RefSeq and is a predicted model, not a curated record.
CUUCCUCUAUGUGUGUGUGUUGCAGGGAGAAAAUGGCCAACAAAGAGGAACCGUUUGACUGCUCCGUCUGUUUACUGUUGCUGGAGGAUCCAGUGAUGACUGAGUGUGGACACACUUACUGUCUGAAGUGCAUCAAUGCCAUCUGGGAUAGCAACAAUAAUGGAGGGAGUAGUUACAGCUGCCCUCAGUGUCGACAGACUUUCUUUUCGAGGCCUGUUUUGGAGAAGAACACACGUCUGUCUGACCUGGUGGAGGAGCACAAGAGGAGAACAGGUCACAGUAGUUCUGCUGCUGCUGCUGCUGCUGCUGAGGAUGAUGUUGAUGUUGAACCUAGUUUGCAGUGUGAUGUGUGCACCAGGAGGAAACAGAAAGCAUGCAUGUUCUGUCGUGUGUGUUUUGCCUUUUACUGUGACACUCAUGUGCAACCUCACUAUGAGGCACCUGACCUGAAACACCACAGUCUGAUUCCAGCCUCAGUCAGGAUCCAGGAGAGCAUCUGCAGGCGCCAUUUCAGGCCUUUUGAGAUUCACUGCCUCACUGAUCAACAGUUCAUAUGUCUGACGUGUGCAUCAGACGACCACAAAGACCAUGACACUGUGACAGUUGAAGCAGAACAGCGUGAGAUGCAGAUAAAACUAGAGGAGACGAAACAGGACAUCGGCGAGCGAGUGCUGCAUUCACAGACGAAAAUGGCACAACUGCGAGAUGCUGGAGACUCUAUCAGAGAUGCUGCAUGGGAGGCGUGUGAUGACUUUGAGCGGCUGUGUGAGGAGCACGUCCGCUCAUAUGUCAGCUAUGUGGUGACGAAAUGCUCUGAGAUGAAAGACAAACUUGGAGAGGCAGAGAAAGCUGGAGUGGACUGGACAGACUACCAGUUCGGGCAACUGCAGAGUGUAAUUUCAGAACUGAAGCGCAGAGAAGUUAAACUCAACCAGUUGUCUCUAACUGAGGAUCCCAUCCAGUUUAUUCGGGAUUUCCAGGCCUUGGGUGACCUGCCAACACUUCAUCACUCAGACGGAAGUCUCAACACGUUGACACAGUUUGUCACAGCACAGAAAGAUAAACUGAAAAACAUGUCCAACAAUGAAAAGCACCAAUUAUACACACGUUCUGAAGAAUUAAUGUUGUUAAAAAAGCCCGUGCUGCCAGAGAGCGUGAUGUCAAGGGAACAUCUUUUGACCAAACACAGGAACUCUGAUGUGGAGGUGGAUCCCGACACAGUCGCUUCGUGUCUCUGCUUGUCUAACAGUAACAGGGAGAUAUCGUGGAGUGACAAGGACCAUGCUCAUCCUCAUCACGACAACAGAUUCACGUUCUAUCCUCAAGCUCUUUGUAGGAAGGGCCUCGAGGGUAACCACUACUGGGAGGUGGAGUGGGACGGUGGCGUUGUUGACGUGGCUGUGUCAUACAAAGGGAUUAAUAGAAAGGGAUCAGGGAAAGAUUGCUGUUUUGGCCACAAUCAUCUGUCCUGGAAAUUAACCUGCUCUUCUUCUGGCUGCACCUUUUGGCACAAUAGUCUCCAUAAAGGCAGAAUUUCUGCGGCUGAUUGUCGCAGAGUCGGUGUACACCUUGAUUGUGAAGCAGGAGUGCUGGUUUUCUACAGUGUCACUGACUCUCAAGGGCUGACACUGCUGCACCAAAUCCAGAGCACCUUCACUGAACCGGUCUACCCUGGGUUUUCUGUUGAUUUAGGUGCAACACUGAAAAUAUGCAAAAUCUAAGCCAUGAGUGCCUGCACAUUUACAUUUACAGUUUUGUAUACAUAAAGUAUGUGUGUAGUAAAUACUGUACAUGUAAAUGUAGAAAUGGCAAGCAGCAGAAACAAAAUGUUGUUAUUUGAAUAGAUUUUUCUUCAAUGUUGAAAAACAAGACACAUCUGCUGAUGCCUACAGAUGGAUACAGUGACGUGCCUGGAAUCAUUGGGUGUUUCGGGUCUUUCAACAUCGUGCACCCUCCUCCAGGUGACCAAUCUGGGGCUGAUCAGACCCCAGCCUAGCUACAGUGACUGUGAGUCCCCUCUUUUCAACCAUUGCCAUCUUGAGGCCCUCUCUGCUGCUUUGGUGGAACUACGGAUUGCUCUCCUCCUUCUCCUUCAGUGCCCAUCUUACUAAAGGCUCUUGUCAGAGACUGCCCCGUAAAGCCCCAACAUCCUCCACUGGGAGACAUCCUGCCUUCUGGCAGCUGCUUAUCAGCUCUUUCAACGGCCUCUUCCAGGGUGGUUUCCCAUGGUACUGCCAGCUGCCAACAAGCACCACCUGCUUGUUGGCAGCUGGCAGUACUAUGUCUGGAUGCAAGGUGGUAGCUAUGAUGUGGAUGGGGAACUUGGCUGUUGUUACUGCCUUGGCAGCUUUUGGCUGUUCCCCUGCUUUAAUGAAGUUGAUCUUCUGCCUGGAGGGUCUGAUCUUCUUCACCCACUUGACACUCGUGCUGAUGGCUUCAGCGAUUGAGAACUUGAGAACUUGGUCAGAAACUGGAUCCCAGGUCACUCUCCUUUCCACUACACUUUGUUAGUAAGUAGUAGUAUCUUCUUUAAUGUAUCUUUUUUUUUUGUAAAUUUGCAAAGUUGCAAGUUUCACUGUAUGUCAUACAGACUAAUAAAAUAACUCCAAAAACA